GGAUUUGCUGCAGAUGGUGUCACAAUCGCUUUUAAUCGCAUUUACUAUCACGUAUAAAAACUUAAAUAUUAUUCGUAGGCAUCACGGUCAACGAUUGUUAAUAAAUAGUAUAGAUUCGUAAGAAAUCAACAAACGAUUCGACACUAAUGGCGAAGGUUUUUACAUUGUUCAAUUGUAAGGACUUUAAAACACGUAAUAGGGAAAGUUAUUGGCUAUCCAUGUAGCUGUUGUGUGUGACUGUAUAAAUGUUGAUAUUUGUCCGGAUAACAAUAAACAUGAUGGAUUAUGAAUUUAAAAUGAAAACUCAGAAAGAUCGGACGAAAGUCGAAGAUCUUUUCGAAUUCGAAGGAUGUAAAGUCGGACGAGGAACUUACGGGCACGUCUACAAAGCUCGUAGGAAGGAAGGUGUGCCAGAUAGCGAAUUAAAGUCUCGACCAGAUACAAAGGAUUUUGGUUUAAAACAAAUAGAAGGUACAGGGCUCUCAAUGUCCGCAUGCCGUGAAAUUGCUUUACUUAGGGAACUGAAACAUGUUAAUGUAAUUACCUUAAUUAGAGUUUUCUUGUCCCAUAAUGACCGUAAAGUCUGGUUGUUAUUUGAUUUUGCAGAGCAUGAUUUAUGGCAUAUAAUAAAAUUUCAUAGAGCAGCAAAAGCUAAUAAAAAACCUGUUAUGGUACCAAAGGGUAUGGUAAAAUCCUUGCUAUAUCAAAUUCUAGAUGGUAUUCAUUACUUACAUUCCAACUGGGUGCUUCAUAGGGAUUUGAAACCAGCAAAUAUUUUAGUAAUGGGAGAAGGUAAUGAAAGGGGGCGUGUGAAAAUUGCAGACAUGGGUUUUGCCAGACUGUUUAACGCUCCUCUGAAACCCUUAGCAGAUCUGGAUCCUGUUGUAGUAACAUUUUGGUAUAGAGCUCCGGAAUUACUCUUAGGGGCGAGACAUUAUACGAAAGCUAUAGACAUUUGGGCUAUCGGGUGUAUAUUCGCGGAACUAUUGACGUCGGAACCUAUAUUUCAUUGUAGGCAGGAAGAUAUUAAAACUAGCAACCCCUACCAUCAUGAUCAAUUGGAUAGGAUAUUCAACGUGAUGGGGUUUCCUCUAGAGAAAGAUUGGGAAGAUAUUAAAAAGAUGCCAGAACAUCCGACGUUAUUGAAGGAUUUUAAAAGAUCUAAUUACGCAAAUUGUUCUCUAACAAAGUACAUGGAUCGGCAUAAAAUUAAACCGGAUAGUAAGGCGUUUAAUCUGCUUCAAAAACUGUUAAUGAUGGACCCCAAUAAACGAAUCACGUCCGAACAUUCUAUGCAAGACGCCUACUUCCAGGAGGAACCAUUGCCAACGCAGGACAUAUUCGCCGGAUGUCCCAUUCCAUAUCCUAAGAGGGAAUUUUUAACGGACGACGACACAGAGGAAAAGACUGAGAAUAAAGCUCGACAGAAUCAACAACAAACGCAGCAGAAUCAACAACAACAAGGAAACGGUGACCAUAACCACGGACAGAACGCGAAACGGGUCAGGUUAAACGGUCCCCACGGAGCUCCGGAAUUUCAUCAACAUCAGAGCCACGCGAUGACCCACCAACAACCGCCAGGAAUGGUUUACUCCACUGCCCAGCCAACGCAACCGUCGAACUUUCAUCAGCGUUUUUAAACGAUCCCUUUAACGACAAAGCAAAACGAUUCGUCGAUUCGCUCGCUCGGAUGGUAGUUUGCUAAUUUAAUCGGCUACUGUAUUCAAAUAAUGAGAAAGUCAACGAUUCCUGUAUAUUCCAUUACAGUAUAAUAGUAAAAUUUUAUUUAUAUACACACAU
Messenger RNA from Nomia melanderi (Alkali bee), 1800 nucleotides. RefSeq names its product cyclin-dependent kinase 8 (gene Cdk8). Gene Ontology annotation, cellular component: nucleus. NCBI's taxonomy places the organism in Eukaryota, Metazoa, Arthropoda, Insecta, Hymenoptera, Halictidae. The record is from RefSeq and is a predicted model, not a curated record. Gene Ontology annotation, biological process: protein phosphorylation. Gene Ontology annotation, molecular function: ATP binding; protein serine/threonine kinase activity.